UUACUAAAACAGUCAACAUAAAAAUUCAUCAAAUGUCGCCCAAUUACUUUGGAGCCACACAUUUCUUCCUCUAUCUUACCGACAUUUGUCCAAAAAUGACUAUGAAUAUUCCUCACCUUGAUAAGCCAACAUAAUUCCAUUAAAACCAUGGAGGAGUUUCCGAAACCUUCCUCCUCUUGUCUCGGCCUGACAAUUUCGCAAGCAAAAGCAGAGCCUCCUAAUGAGGCUCUGUUCCUCGUACUGCCUUAUCUUUCUGUGGGGGAGCUUCUCGCCUUGUCGCAGGUUUGCAUCUCACUCAGAGACGCAGUGAACGAGGAUGUUCUGCCCUGGCGCAACUUCCUUGUUCGGCCCCCUCUCAGUUCCAAUCUCUCCGAUCAGAUUUUGGUCAGGCUUGCUUCUAAGGCUAAUGGGGGCCUCACAACUCUUGGUCUCAUCAACUGCACCAAGAUUACAGAUUAUGGGCUUCAAAGGGUUGUGGAAGAAAACCCUUUUAUAAACAAGCUCUAUCUUCCAUCAUGCACUGGCAUAACCCCUGAAGGACUUAUAAGAGCAGUUAAAAUGCUGUGCCAAGGAAGCCAUUCCCUAAGCACACUAAGGAUAAAUGGAAUCCACACCCUACAGAAAGAGCAUAUUGACAUGCUUAAGCUUUCCCUUAAAAGGACCCUGCCAUUGGAGCCUAUGUACUACCAUGAACGCAAAAACUUGUCAGCAUUCAGGAACAGAACAGAAGAGGAGACCGAGCGAAACAUGGAUUUGGAAAUCUGUCCAGGAUGCUCUGAGGUGAGAAUGGUCUAUGACUGUGCAAGAGAAACCUGCAAGCGGAGAGACCUGAAUUUGGGUCGGUGCAAGGCAUGCAUAUUUUGCAUUCCAAGGUGUGAAAACUGCGGGAAAUGCCUUGGCUAUGACGGAACAGAAGAGACUGCUUGCGCAGAUUUGGUGUGCUGUGAAUGCUGGCUCAAGCUUCCCAAGUGCAAUUUCUGCAACAAGCCCUACUGUAAGCAGCACACAGAUUGGUGGUGCAGUUUCUCGGAAUCCGGACUCAUCUGCAGAAUCUGUGACGAAGAAUCUCAUGAAUACAUGUUAAGUUCUGAUGUUUUGUGAUUAAACUAUGAACAUCUAGAGCAAUUCCGUUCAUUCAUAUACCGCCUAGAGCUGGAGAUAAACCACAAUGUUAAUGACUUCUAUGUAGUAUAACUUUCUCUACAACUUCUAUUAGAUAUGUUAAUUCGCAAUUGAUAAUGAUAUGUAGGGCUUUCACUUU
Neltuma alba is the source of this 1261-nucleotide messenger RNA. RefSeq names its product F-box protein SKIP28. Gene Ontology annotation, cellular component: cytoplasm. Gene Ontology annotation, molecular function: protein binding. The coding region runs from base 148 to 1101 and encodes 317 amino acids. The transcript has 2 exons. Lineage: Eukaryota; Viridiplantae; Streptophyta; Magnoliopsida; Fabales; Fabaceae. The record is from RefSeq and is a predicted model, not a curated record.